Podarcis lilfordi (Lilford's wall lizard) is the source of this 5165-nucleotide messenger RNA. The record is from the annotation of a GenBank genome assembly. Lineage: Eukaryota; Metazoa; Chordata; Lepidosauria; Squamata; Lacertidae.
CGGAAUGAGACUUCUUGGAUAUAUAUAAAUACAGGGAUUCCAUCACUGGGGAGCAUUGGGAGACUGGACACCACCAAAAGCAUCGGCACCAAAUCCCACUAUCUGCAUGAUGAAGGCUGCAGCUGUGCUGAUCCUCCUCCUAGGACUCUAUUGCUGCUUCUUUGCCUCAGGUGAGUAUAAUUUUUUUUUUUUUACUUCAUGAAGAUGUUGACCCAGUGUGCAGCAGCUAUGAAAAGGAUGGUUGCUAUAUUAUUUUCUUUAAAAUUAUUAAGAUUUCUUAUCCACUUUUUGCCAUAAGAUCCCAGGGUAGGUUAUAACAGUCUUUAAAAAUACAUUCUUAAAGUCAAUUAAAACAAUUUAAAAUCAGAAGAGUAGAGUAGGUUACAUAUAUAUAUAUUUAUGCAUGUAUGCAUGUAUGUACACAUAUACACACACACACACACACUGGAUUAAAUGUGCCUUUUGUCCGUUCCAGGAGGAUCAGGGAGUAAAUAGAGUUAAGCAGUCCAAUGGGAAUGCUUUUGCUCAGUGCCAGAACACUUGCAUUGCAUGCGAAAGGUUUCAGGUUUAAUCCUAAAACCCUGGAGAGACACUGCCUGUCAGUGCAGACAAUACUAAACUAGAUAGAUCACCGGUCUCUUUCCGUUUAAGGAAGAUUCCUAUGUCCUGAAGGACAACAUAACUCACACUCACCUUGACUCUGAUACACCCAGCUCUCUGAAUGUCACCUAUCUUGAAAAGAAUGAUUCAUGUCAUUUAUGGAUAUAUUUUAAAAUGCAGAUUAAUAGCAGAUUAAAUUGAUGGAUGAUGUCAAAAUGGCAAAAAUGACUGGAAGAAUCAGAAAUCAGGAAAGCCAAAUUUUUAAUAAAGAAUGCGGUAAAUUUUUAAUUUAUCUUUAAAACCAUUGUAAACAGUUUAAAUUGUUAGUAGGAUUGGAAUAACACUUGUAGUUUAAUGGUGAAUUUUGGAUAUAAUGGAGAUGUAAAAGAUUUGGAUUAUUAUAAAAGAUGCAGGAGGAAAUGAUUAAAAAUAGGACCCACAAAGGGGAGGAGGGAAGUUCAGGAGAUUCUAUGGAAUCUUGUCUUUAUGUUCUAUGUUGGAUAUGUGAUUGUAAAACUGUAAUUUGAAAAACCAAAUAAAUAAAUUAAAAAGAAAAUGCAGCCCAAAAGGUAAAAUUUAUUUUUAGGUCUUGGAGCCAAAGGAGAUAGCCUAGGGCUUCCUUUUUGCACAAAGGGCCCAUUGGGAUGCGGGUGGCGCUGUGGUCUAAACCAGGGAGCCUUGGGCUUGCUGAUUGGAAGGUCGGUGGUUUGAAUCCCCAUGAGGGGUGAGCUCCCGUUUUUCUGUCCCAGCUCCUACCAACCUAACAGUUCGAAAGCACGUCAAGGUGCAAGUAGAUAAAUAGGUACCGUUCCGGUGGGAAGGUAAACGGUGUUUCAGUGCACUGCUCUGGUUCACCAGAAGUGGCUUAGUCAUGCUGGCCACAUGACCCGGAAGCUGUACGCCGGCUCCCUCGGCCAAUAAAGCGAGAUGAGCGCCGCAACCCCAGAGUCAGUCAUGACUGGACUAAACUGUCAGGGGUCCUUUACCUUUGCCUUUAAUGCACAUAAGCAAUGUGAGCGUGCUAAACUUUUCUCAUUACAAGUGAUGUACAUUUGCUUCUUAUACCAGUAACCCCUUGAAAGGCCAGUGAGGGAUGUCAGUAUUCUCAUCUCCAUUUUGCAGAUAAGGAACUGAGUAUCACUGGUAGUGGCUACCCUGAGACCACCCAGUGAAGACAUAACAAAAGUAAAAUUUGAAACAUGAAAUCCGCAGGUCAUCACCCUAGCAUCAACAAACCAAAUGAACAUAAAGAGAGUGGUGACCAGUGGCAAAGGGCUGCCUGGACCACUCUGCAGCUGCCACCUGGGAGGGAUCCUAGUUGUUUUAAUUGGUGCAGCUAGGUGGCUAUGGCCAAGAGAGUGUGACAACAGGAGUCUUUAUAGAGCAGCAGAGGUAUCAGCAAAGUUACACCAUCUCUCUACACUGGCCUUCAAAGACCUCUACAUAGGCACCUCCACACACAGUGGCCUUUUUGUGCUCUCCAGCCCUCCCAGGCUUGCCGCUGGCCAGGGUGACGUAAGGACCACACACACAAACAAUCAAUCACGUAAGGCUGGUGUUGUGCAAAUUCUGUGAACACUGACUUUUAGCACAGUGCUCUGAGUGGUUUGCCAAAGGUGUGCCAAAGGUGAAUGUGUGGGUAGUUCCACUCAUUCAUAUUAUUAUCAUAAGAACCAGCAUUUCAUGUAUCUUGAUGAAUUUGUAUGUAUAUUCCCAAGUGCAAUGAGGAUCAGGUUAUUUUAUUUUUGCUUUCUCACACUGUAAAAGAAAAUAUAAAAUUGAGAAGCUUUUACACAAUAAGCUUUAAUUCAGUUUUUAAAAAUGGUUUUCAUCUCUGUUGUUUCUUUGCUUUCUCUUGCAGAUGCUCAUCAUUCCUAUGAGCCACAGGUGAGUCCAUCUGUUGAUUGUUUCCUGUGGAUAUCUAGAUAGUAAUAACAUUUUUGAGCAAGAUCCCUUGUGUGGAAACUAAAUAAAAAGCCUGUUAUUACACCACCAUGAGAAAUGGAGAUCCUGAAACAAAUCUUACCGUAUUCACUUAGUACAAGUCUCAUAAUGCAUGUUCCAGACAUGUGAUGAUCCCUUGCCUGAAUUCACAUCCAUUGGACCUCAGUGAACAGACAGGAGGAGUGGGGGCAGCUUUAAGUAUUCUGGCCUCAAGUCCUGCACUUCACAAUUUCUUUAUGAAUCCACAAAAUAUGCUUGUGUAUCCAUCCAGACACUGGUCACAGGAGACAUACUGUCUCUCAAAACAUAAUGCAGUUCUUUCUGCUGAGAGCAUAGUUCUGGGAGUCUGAACAGGCAAAGUUCUGUUCAUUAGGAAACAAUAUCAAUAAUAUCAAAGAUGAAACUUCCAAUACCAUAAUGCCGUACUCCUUAGAGUACUCCUCAGAAUAGAUCCAUUGAAAUGAAUAAACAUGACUAGCUUAGGUCCAUUUAUUUUAAUGGCUCUACUGUCUAUAACUUGGAAUUCUGUGUUUACAUGCUUGGCAAAAAAAUAAAAAUAAAAUAAAAGGGGGGCAGGCAUCCUGGGGGUGGGGUGAGGGGACUUUGACAACCACCAGCACACCCACCCAAUGUGUUUUGAUUAUAUAUGAUUUUAACUUUAUGUGCUAUCCAUGGAACACAACUCCUGCAUAUGUUGCUGGUCUACUGUAUAGUUCUGCCACUUCCAUUCCUUAAACUGAAUACUGAAAAAGGUGCAGAAGAGGGCAGCUGGAAUGAUCAAGGGUCUGAUUUGACAAAACAGGACAUUCUGGGGUUAUGUGCUGUCUUUGCUCACAAACCUACUUGAGCUGAUUCCAUUUUCUGUAACCAGGAAAAGCACAUAUGCUUUGGAGUUUGCAUAAUUUCCCCAAGGCUAAAAAGGCGAAGAGAGCAAUUCAGUCAGGAUUUAAAUUCAGCGGUGCCAAAGUGGUCGUGGUUUUAAGAAGAGAACCUUUCCCUUUUCCAGGUUGACUGCAGUGCUUAUAUGAAGCUUUCCGACAGGACCAAACCUAAAGGAUGCACCCUGGAGUACUUCCCAGUAUGUGGUUCCAAUGGCCAAACGUACACCAACAAAUGUCUCUUUUGCAGAGCAGCCAUGUAAGUAGGAAAAUAGCACUCCUGAAUAAGUGAAGCAGAGAUAAGCUACUUUUGUGAAGGGGGCACAUGACUCCCAUAAUGUGAUAGACUCAUUCAGACAUCAAUGCUAGUGUUGUUGUAUUUACAUGAUAGUGCUCUCUCAUGCCCAUAUAAGUAAAUGCACAGAGUACAAUAACACAUUUCAAGGCAGUCAUCCUCUGAGCCAAUGCCAGCAAGCCUUUCCUCAUAUCCUCAAGGUUAGUGGUGGUGUCAACACAAGGGAUGAGAAAUGAUUUCAAUUUUGCUUGCAUUUUAAUGAGAAAUUACCUAAUUUCUACUUCUUAAAGCAAUAUGUGAACCGAAACACAACAAUCCUUUAAAAUUCAUGCUUCUCUGAAUUUUGCAACGUUGUUAGAAACAUAGGCAGCUGCCAGAUGCAGAAUCGGUCCAUUGGUCCACCUAGCUCAGUAUAGCCUACACACCAACUGGCAUCAGCUGUCCAGGAUUUCAGGCAAAGGUCUCUCCCAGGCCAGCCCUACUUGCAAAUGCCAGGGAUUGGAACUAGAAUCUUCUGUAUGCAAAACAGGUUCUCUACCACUGAGCUGCACCAGUUCUCCUAGCAGGCAAUGCAUAUAUUUGGGUGAAGUGUGCAUUAAACUGUAUACAUUUAUGAAAGUAACAUACAGAAAUGCAUUCUGUUGAGGGAAAUUGCUUGUAAAAAAGGAAUGCAUGUUAUUCAAAACUGCAUGCUAAAUGCACACAUUAGCGGAGAUUCACACUAAUAUGCUGGCAGAAAUAUGGAAAACUGAAAUUAAGAUGGGGAAAACGAGAAACUGAGAGAAACCAAAAUGGACAUGUUUGUCCAUCCCUAAACCCACAGAAAUUUCAUUUCUGGAACAUGGGGGAUCAGCAGAGGCACUGAGUCAAGGUUUUUCUCUAAGGCUAUCCACUUAGGGCACUAGAGCUAGUGCAGCUGAACUCCAAAUCAAGGUUCCUGGUUUGAAGGUUGUCUCUACUGUGAACUCACUAGGUGGCAAUAAGCAAGCCACUCUCUGUCAGCUUCUAUUCCACCCCAUCUGCAGCAUUUGGCCUAAUAAUACUGACCUAUCUGACAGCAAGGCUGGGGAACCUGGGGCCCUCCAGAUCUUUUUGGACUCCCAUCUGCCCCAGUCAGUAUGGCCAAAGGUCAGGGGUGAUGAAAGCUGUAGUCCAGCAACAUCUGGAGGGCCACAGGCUUCACAUCUGUGUCUGAUCAGAUUGUUGUAUGGAUUGCAACCAAGUGCGUAUGACACUUAAAAACACUGUGCAAAUGUUAAGUAUUGUUAUUAGCUUUGUUUUAUUUUCCUGUUUUCGCCCUAGAGCAAGUCAAGGGAAGAUCCAUUUUAAGCAUUAUGGGAAAUGCUGAGUCAUUGCCGCACACAGUCUAUGGAGGCGUGUUCCGUUCAUCUCUGGCAGCUCUGCCUUGCUCUUUUCAACUCAUCCUGCCGCAUCCUAAUCCACUCAAG